UUUUUAGUUCAUGGUUGAGGCGAGCGUUGAUCGGUCGCUCGCUUAUUUUGAAACGGUUUAUAAUACCUUGAAUUAAGAUUUGGACUGCGUUUACGCGUCCCGACAUUUUGUUAACUGUGCAUAAUGUAUUUGAAGAGAAUAAGACACGACUUUCGGAGUGUUAUAUUAUAGCGUAGGUGUUCCGUGUGGGGUUAGAUGUUAUAGCUUGCUUCAAAAAAGAUGCACAGUAACGAGUCGGCGGUGGCGAGUGGCGCGGUGUUGUUGCACCAGUUGGGGCGGCUGAUAGUGCGCUCCCGGAGCGGCAGUCCCACCACUCUCACCAGACGACACAAGCUCAGUCCCUCCACUAGCAAACAGAUAGUAACCCAGCCGAAAGCAGACACGAGCGAGCCCCUGCCGGGAAUUGAGGCCCAGUUAGAUGACCACGUCCACGCCCUGUGGAAUGACCAGAUACCGAUAUGCAUUGACGUCCUCUUAGCACCAGAAUGCCAGGAUUGCUACUCGUCCAUGUGUCGGCCGGGAGACAAGCUGCGACAGCGAGGCCUGCUGCUUGAGAGAUGGGCUGUAGCUAUCACCAACAAAAACCCUGAGAACGCGUCAGUGAUCUCUCCCCAUUGGCUGCUGAGUGCAGUCCGGUCUCAGCUCCACUUCUCCCAACUCUGCGCCUGGCGAGCCACGCUGCACUCUGAGGAUAGACCUGCUGAACGAAGGAGAAAGCUAAGCCGCGAGUCCUGCAACUUUAAGAAAAUCGAAGCCAACUGUGACGAGACUGAGCUGGAAGAGCGCAAGCUGAACAUCAUCUACUCCAUCAAGCUGCCGGGAGAGACCUCCCCCGACUUUUCCCGUCCCCCCACCGACCACACCUUCCCCCUAGCGGACAUCGGCACCGACCUCUACCUCAAAGUUUCCCUAGAGAGCCUCCCGAGGCUAGACAAGAUCCCUCACGUCAAAUGCACCUGCAAACGGAGACCCGGCGUUGACGACGAGGAACUGGUGGGAAAGCUCAACGAUCUCACUCUGGGCCCGAGGAAAUAUCCCUCCGACGCCAUCAACUCCAACGUCGGCGUCGGCGGCAGACGCCUCUCCACGGAGUACCUUUACUCUUCCUGUGAUAAACAGCUCCUCGACGAUCGUAUGUUGACGCCCUGCAGCGAGAGCGGAAAGCAUAAGUGCAACUGUGACGACGAGUCGGACGACAAGAAGCAGGAGACGAAGACGUUGGACGAGAGGCGGCUGAAGGAGAUAGCUAAAUACAAACGACGUUUGCGGAAAGAGAGCAAACUCAAAAAACUCUGUGAUAGCACGUCAUCCGACGGCGAAGCGAAGAAGGAGACUCACACCUCGAUACCGAUCCUGCAGGCGGCCAGAUUCGACAGGUUCAGAGCCAUCGGCCGCUACAGGAAUCAGACUUACCUGACAUUACCCGCCAGUAGAAUAGAAAGCAGAUCUCCAUUCGUAGAGCCGGCCGACGUUCCGCCCUUCGAGUUCAAGAGGACCAACACGAUCGGGACUCAGACGGACGACAUUCAGUGUCAGUGCGGAAACGCCGUCGAGAUGAAGUGCCCCGGUUGCCUGGACAGAGGCAUGGUCAGAUCGGAAGGCAGCUACGACUUGGCCUUAAUAGAGAACGGAACGAGGCGGAAGUACGAAGAGGACGAACGUUCUCUAAAAAAGCUUAAAUGUGAUAUAAAUAGUGAUAUAAGUAGUGAUAAGUGUGAUGAAGUUAUAAAACGGCCGAAGCUCAGACGUUUCUUCCCAAUAGUGGACCGGAUAGAGAGAGUCAUAAACGACAGGGUCCACAACAACGAUAUAGCAGAGUUGAAUCUACGCGAUGACGACACGGUGUUCUCGGUCAAACCGGAACCCAAGAGGCAGAAGACGUACUCCAUAAACGAAGAUUACGUGUGCUUCGAGAAGUGCGACUAUGGAUCUAUUGACAAAUGUGAUAUGGAAUCUCCGAGAGACGAGGAUCCCUUCAAAUUCCCCGAUAAUCCAGAGUCUAACUCGUCCAAUGGUGAAGUCGGGGGAAGCGACGAUCGAAAGUAUAAGCCUUUUGAAAAUGUAGCAGACAAUAAUUUAGAUGUAGAGAAAACGGGACAGAGCACACAAUCGGAUGCGGAGAGAAAAGGACAAGAGAAUCAGAUUCCGUCUCCAACGGAGAUGGACAGGUUCCGCUGGCGUUUCGACUCUGCUGCAUCUAUGGUGUUUCACACCAAAACCGGUCUGCCCUUGACUUCUAGUCCUGCACCGCUGCGUCGGGGAAACAAUUGUUUCGACUUUGACGAUUCCAUCAACGGAGUCUCUGGCAUUAAAAGCGCUCUAUUCCACCCGAUAUCCCCCCCGUCCCCCGCCGCCGUGUCUCCCGUGUCCCCCACGCGACCGCGGCCGCCUCACCCUCGCACUCGGCGAUCGGCACAGCUCGACACACCGCAAAGGAAGAAGACGCCCGCGACCAAACUCAGAAUUGGGACCAGUACGGGCUUGCUGGGUAGCUUCGAGGAGUCGGCUCUCAAGGGCCGCCUGGAGCCAGUGGCCACGGUGCAUGGCUUCACAGCAGAGCUCGGGGCCUCUGGGGCCUUCUGCCCACCGCACAGGCGACUGCCAGUUACCGUGUUCUUCUAUGCGCCCGGUGGCACCAACGCGCCGUAUAUGGGUCACAUAAACCUCGGUCCAGGUGGGUACCGUGUCGCCCGUUCCGGCACCAUCCAGGUGUCACUGUUCAACCCCCACGGGACCCUGGUCAAGAUGUUCGUGGUCCUGUACGACUUGACCAAUAUGCCGCCACUCGCGCGCACCUUCCUCCGCCAGAGGACGCUGUAUAUGCCUGCCGGUGCUGAUCCGCCUAAAACCCACGAAAUGCACAAGUGGCUGAGAUAUUUGAUACAUUUGAGGUUCAUGACGUCCAAGUCAGGAAAACUCUACCUCCACACAGACAUUCGUAUCCUAGUAUCUCGAAAAGCCGAUGUCGACACGGCCACAGCACAUUCCGCCUUAUUCAGACCGAUUCCGACCAAUCACGACAAUACAGCAGCCGCGUCGGCUAAUCAGAGCACAGAACGUCAAACCGACCAAUCACAAAACGGGAUUUCGAAUCGAACUCCCAAUCGCGUGUUUGGCGGUUGCAGUGACUUUGACAGCGAGAUUAAGCGCGAAAUAGGUUACGAGAACCAAAGUAGCGUUUCGUACGAGCUCAGAAGUUUCACGUAUGCUCCAGAGAAUCCCAGAUAUUCCCCGCGAUAGUAUUCGGCCGUUAGAGAGAGUGUGUGUGCCUGUAUAUGUACGUAAAUAAAAGUGUUAUCGUAUGUAAUAAUGAAAAAAUAUAUUUUUUGGUUUUUUA
Pieris brassicae (large cabbage white) is the source of this 3337-nucleotide messenger RNA. RefSeq names its product protein FAM214A (gene atos). Lineage: Eukaryota; Metazoa; Arthropoda; Insecta; Lepidoptera; Pieridae. The record is from RefSeq and is a predicted model, not a curated record. The coding region runs from base 220 to 3240 and encodes 1006 amino acids. The transcript is spliced from 10 exons.